AUGCCUGGAAUACUUCCAAUGAAGCUCAUCAAAUGCGACAUCAGACAAACUAUCGAGACGCGCCUUCCCGAGGGAUAUACCGAGUCACUGGAGGAGCGAGUGCGAAGUUUGGAACAGGAGACGAGGGAGUUGAAGGACUUAUUGGACUCGAAGGAUGAGCAACUGGAUAUGCUCUCACGGAUACAUUCAUUCUCACCAUAUUCACCACCUGCAAGUGCGGCAUCAGGGGUAUCACAUCGUAAUAGAGGUUCGCCGGCUAGUGCGAGGAGCGAGUCGGCGGAUGUAAUUGUGGAGGAUUCUUUUGUGGCCCACGAGAAUCCUACUUUAGUGGCGGGCGAUGAAGACGCUACAGGUGGAUUCUACGUGGGCUCUUCCAGCGGAAGAUCUUUUGUUGAUCUGUUCAAACGGAAAUUACAGGACAGCUGUGCCAAUUUUCGGAGUGAUACAUUUUUCCGGGGUCAAACUCUCGCGAAACCAUCAGCAGACGCACCUCUGAACCGACUACCGAAUAGCAUCAAAGCGCCCCCACGGCUUCUGUCGGACCAUCUUCUCGUCUCUUAUUUCCAAGAGUAUCAUCCCCUCUUUCCCGUCCUACAUCGCCCGACUUUCUUGGCCUCGUAUGAGAUUCUGGUUUCCGGAGACGGGUCAACAGCCACCUCAUUGCCGAACCAUGCCAUUGCCCAACUCUUUUUGGUUUUCGCUAUUGCCUUGCAGCAAAGUGAGCCAAGGAAUGGUGUUGAAGAUCAAGUAAAUGCCCAAUGGCAGCAAGCCCUUGACACUAUCCUUCUAGACAGCACAACAGAGACCCUGCAGUGUCUUGUUUUAGCCCAACUUUAUUGCAUUUCGAAAGGAGACUAUGCACGCCUAUUACAAUAUAAAUCACUCGCUGUAGGUAUCGUUCUCCGAUUAGGACUUAACCAGGCUCAAAAGAAAUUCUCCCUUGGCGCUUUGGGCGGCGAGAUGCGAAAAAGAAUGUUUUGGUGUAUCUAUUGUCUAGACAGUUUUUCCGCGGCUAUGCUCGGCCUACCUAAGCUUUUGAAUGAAGGCGAUGUAGAUACCGAGUAUCCAUCAGAUAUCGAUGACGAGUAUGUCUCUGAGAAAGGAUUUCUGCCUACUCUGCCGGGGGAUUCGACGAAAAUAUCUAGUGCGCUUGCGUUGUUCAGGAGUAGUCGGAUACUAGCGAGGGUACUGGAUGCCGUUUAUCCGACUGGCGGGUUGAAGGAGUUGACUUAUACCAAACUCAAAGAGUUGGAAGAUGAACUUGAUGCAUGGAAAUCGGGACUGGCUCCUCAUUUGAGGUUGGAAUUUGUGAAUGGAACACCGGCGACAAAUGUCGUGCAUAGUCGCAGUCCAUUAUUGGUUUUAUCGUAUCAUUACAUCCGCGUAUUGAUUCACAGACCUGUUGUCGGCUCUACUCUCCAGCAGAAAUCAAAUGCGUCUUUGCAUGCCAUUCGAGAGUCGAGUAAAUGCAUCGUCCAGAUUGUGCAACUUCUCACCGAGCGGAAGCUUGGGUUUUCUUUCUGCCUCAACAAGGCCAAAAUACUUGUUCUGGCUGGAUUUAUCCUUCUUUACAGUUCUGCAGAAUGUCCACAAGACAGUUCACUAGCAAAGGAGAAUCAAAAAUUGAUUAUCGGUAUGCUAAAAGAGUUGGAAAGCUGCUCCCCAACCUUAUACACAGAGUUUAAGCCAAUUGCCACAUCAAUUGUAAAACUUGAAACUCAAACCCCACGAAGAUCAUCGGUUUCACCUUUAUCGUUCCGCCAUGAUAAACCCAGAGAAUCCUCUGUCUCGCCACAAUCCAGUCCGACGGAGCAACUUUCAGUCCGCCGAAGAUUCUCAUCCAUCCUUCCCGGAAUGGACGCCCGAAAACACAAGACCCCAGGUGCGAUGCGCCGAGCGAGCACAAGUGCACAGGACGUGCCUAGUAACAUGCAAUAUGGGCACCGGCUAACGUCGGCAUCCCUUACUGAUCUGUUGCCCCGAAACCGGUACUCGGCUGCACCAUCGGCAAGCCCGUUUGACAUGCCAUAUAAUAUGGAAAACAUGUGGAGUAACGUCGAGGCGGCAAAUGGCAGCACCAGCUCGCUACCGCAGACCUCAUCAUCGGGCCGGGUCUCAAUGUCAACAAAUGACUGGGAGCGGCUACUGGCGACAAUGGAUGCUACCCAUGCGGCUCACAUAUAUGGUGACGGCGGCGGCGAUAUGAUCACUGCUGGCAAUAUGGACCACACAGCCCCGCCCAGCACAUCGAGCUUCUCGACGCUGAGUGAGGAGGGGUUUCAGAGUGAUGAUGGCUGCGGGUAUCCGGAAAGCGAGGACCUUGGUGACUUUUUGGGGCCGUUGAUGUCGACGGGUGGAGGAGGGGAAUGGUCCAUGUGA
Morchella importuna is the source of this 2379-nucleotide messenger RNA. RefSeq lists its product as uncharacterized. The transcript has 7 exons. Gene Ontology annotation, molecular function: zinc ion binding; DNA binding. NCBI's taxonomy places the organism in Eukaryota, Fungi, Ascomycota, Pezizomycetes, Pezizales, Morchellaceae. Gene Ontology annotation, biological process: DNA-templated transcription. The record is from RefSeq and is a predicted model, not a curated record. The coding region runs from base 1 to 2379 and encodes 792 amino acids.